AUGUGCAGACUUUCUUUGUUUCUUCUCAGGACAAAUCCUUCCUCGCCGGUAGACUCGUCUCACAAGCCCUCAUAUCUGAAGCUCAGCUGCUCAGUCAGUGGCUACGGCAAGUACAGUUACUACAGCACAUAUAAGGAUAUCACCAAACGCUCGCCCAGCCUCGGCCAGAUCACACUAAGGUCGGAUCUGAGCUCAUCCACACCCAGCAUACUGACAGCACAUAUACCAAGAAGCAUAUCCAGCUCGGAUUACGUGACCAGGGCUCGACUAGCAGAAUCAAAUGUCUCCAGUAUCAGAAGUCGCAGCCAGGUCAACUCUCCCACCAUCAUUGUUAAUGGGCACGUUGCAAAUUUUCCAACAGGCAACACGGAAAAGGAUGUGGACUAUCUGCUACGGCGCAUGCAGUUAGAGGAAUGCAGGAUAAAAGGGCUGUGCCUACAGACGGAGACAGAUCUACGGUCGCAGGAUCUGCCUGAAGAAGCUGCUGGUCGACUCAGGACGGCCAUAGGCAAGGCGAACUUGUUAGUCAGCCAGAAGUUUGUGCAGUUUAGUGAGCUUUGUCAGAACCACAUGCAACCAAAUCCCGACGAGAGAGAGACCAAGUGGGAGGAUCUUCAAGGCUUCUGGGAUAUAGUGAAGAUUCAGAUUGACAAUGUAGAUGACAUGUUCCUAGAAAUUGACCUCAUGAAGCAGAGUGGCUGGACAGAGGUACCUAAACUGCCAUCCAGAAGAAGUUCCACAAGUUCUAGCCCCCAGUCUGGCAAUAUUUCACAGAGUAGUACUCCGGCAGCGACACCAUCACACACUCCAGGUUCCAGAAGAAAGAACCUCACCCCAACCCUCAGUAAAGACACCCCAGAAUCUUCUCCGGAGAGAACCCAGGCGGCUCGUCAAGCAGCCAAGGCCAGAGAUGAAGCUAGAAAGAAGCUGUUGUUAGAGAAACGGGCAGCCAUGAAACAGGCCUCAGUCGCUGCAAACAGCCAGGAGCAGGAAGUGGAGAUCUUUCUACCAGAGCAGUCCAAGAAGUAG
Molecule: messenger RNA, 1029 nt
Organism: Candidula unifasciata
Lineage: Eukaryota; Metazoa; Mollusca; Gastropoda; Stylommatophora; Geomitridae
Source: the annotation of a GenBank genome assembly